AUGGAUUCAGCAUGGCUGGAAUCUCUUACAAGUGCGCCCAACAACACAGGAGAACUGAGAACUGUAGCCGGGAUUGCUCUGCCAGCUUCCUUGCUUGUACUUAUCCUCCUACUGUCUGUAUUUGGCAAUGCUGCCGUGAUUAUUGUGAUGCUGAAGACCCCUCACUUGAGAGAGAAAACGACUAAUAUUCUUCUGAUCAACUUGAGUAUGACAGAUCUGCUGAAUGCCACACUGGUGAUGCCCGGUGCGUUGGUAUCUCUGAUUGCAGAUAGGUGGCUCUUGGGGAUGUAUUGGUGCUACACCCAAUGCGCCCUCAAUUACUGGUUCAUCAUUGUGUCCAUGUUAACUCUUGCCAUGAUCAGCAUUGAUGGGUUUUAUGCUGUUAUACACCCGUUGCAUUAUAUGAACAUAAUCACGCCAAAAGUGACUAGACUUGGCAUCUGCUAUGCGUGGUUCCAAGGGUGUGUGUUCGCCUUGAUACCUGCUCUCUACCGCUGGGUCGUCUACGAUUAUUGGGAAGUGGUUUGUGCCAUCGAUUGGGACAACGAACACCACGAUGAGGUGAUUGCGUACGUCAGCGUGGCGUUUAUCACCUGCUUCCUCAUUCCGACUGGUGUCAUAGUUUUCUGUUACCUGAAGAUUGCCUGCGCUGUGAGGAGCAGCUCAGGGCCCCAAAUCCCUCGAGGGGGGCGCCGCCAGCGGCAGGAUGUUAGGGUCAUUCACAGCCUGACCGUCGUGGUAGUGGUGUACUUCAUCUGCAUGAGUCCUUUCUGCGUUACCAAAGUCUUGAAAAUUUGCCUCGGAUCGAGCGCGCUGCCUCCCUAUCUCAACCUGACUGCGUCAUGGUUUGCGUUCGUGGCCAGCGGUACCAACCCCUUCAUCUACGGAAUCUUCCGUCACGACUUCCGCCAAGCCUUUAGAAAUUUGAUCUGCAGAAGGGAACGGAUUUUUCCGUCCCCUCCCCGACGCCCCAACAACCAAGGGACGGGUCAAAGCCAGCUCACUGGCAGAGAAGAAGGAACUAUGCCAAUGUAG
Molecule: messenger RNA, 1035 nt
Organism: Acanthaster planci (crown-of-thorns starfish)
Lineage: Eukaryota; Metazoa; Echinodermata; Asteroidea; Valvatida; Acanthasteridae
Product: D(1) dopamine receptor-like
Biological process (GO): G protein-coupled receptor signaling pathway
Cellular component (GO): membrane
Molecular function (GO): G protein-coupled receptor activity
Source: RefSeq, a predicted model, not a curated record